Molecule: messenger RNA, 6317 nt
Organism: Ahaetulla prasina
Lineage: Eukaryota; Metazoa; Chordata; Lepidosauria; Squamata; Colubridae
Gene: STIMATE
Product: STIM activating enhancer
Exons: 8
Coding region: 92-1018 (308 amino acids)
Biological process (GO): activation of store-operated calcium channel activity
Cellular component (GO): cortical endoplasmic reticulum; membrane
Molecular function (GO): calcium channel regulator activity
Source: RefSeq, a predicted model, not a curated record
AGUGCCGCGGAGCAUAUGAGCGCGCCUGGCUUUUACGUCUAGCUUCCCAGCCGCCGCGCGCGCACCUGCCGCGCGCCGCGCCGAGUGGGCCAUGGGGGGCUCCCUUGCCCCCAACGGCUCCGUGGCUGUCACGCCCAAGCUGGACCCUCGGCGGAGCGGCGGCGCUUCUUCCUCAGCCUCCACGGUGAGGUCCGGGCCGGACUACCGCGGCUGCAAGAACGGGGCGCUGAUGGACAGCUUCGGCAUCUUCCUGCAGGGGCUCCUGGGGGUUGUGGCCUUCAGCCUCCUCCUGCUGAAACGCUUCAGAGAACCAAAGCAUGAAAGACGUCCUUGGAGAAUUUGGUUUUUGGAUACUUCCAAACAAGCCAUAGGGAUGAUGUUCAUCCAUUUUGCCAAUGUAUAUUUAUCAGACCUUACUGAAGAGGAUCCCUGUUCACUAUACCUUAUCAAUUUUCUGCUAGACGCCACUUUAGGAAUGCUGGUAAUUUAUGCUGGUGUCCGAGCCGUAAGCAGUGUUGUUGAACGACAGCAAUGGGAAUCUCUUCGUUUUGGUGAAUAUGGGGACCCAUUGCAAUGCCGUGCUUGGGUAGGCCAGUGUGCAUUGUACAUAAUUAUCAUGAUGUUUGAGAAAACAAUCAUAAUUAUAGUUCUCCUAAUACCUCAGUGGAAAGAGAUAGCUUUGUUGAACCCUAUAGAGAAUCCUCAGUUGGAGUUGGCUAUUGUGAUGCUGAUAGUCCCCUUCUUUGUAAAUGCAUUAAUGUUUUGGGUUGUUGAUAACUUCCUUAUGAAGAAAGGAAAGACAAAAGCUAAACUUGAAGAAAAAGAAUCAGGUCAAGAUUCAAGAAAUGGGAGCAAAAUCCGAUAUAGGAGAGCAGCGUCACAUGAGGAAUCAGAGUCAGAGAUUCUAAUUUCAGCAGAUGAUGAAAUGGAGGAAUCUGACGUGGAAGAGGAUCUUAGGCGACUGACUAAUUUAAAGUCUGUUAAGAAAAAGAAGCAUCGCUUUGGUCUGCCUGUAUGACAGGCUCUGCAGUCUGGAUACUUGCAGUUAAUGAGGGAUCUGUCCACCUCAGUGAAUUUUCACUUGGCCAUAGGAUGCUUGUUGCCUCAAGACUGUGAAUCAAAGGGAACACAGACCAUUGGAAACACUUACCUGUUCAGUUGCACUAUGGAAAAUAUGCAAGAAUCUCUUCUCAACGUGUGUUCACAAAUUCUUGUCACCACGGUGGUUUAGAUGGAGGAGAGCCUUCAGAACACAGGCAUAGAAUACCAUCACUUCACUAGGGUUCCUCAGUGACACUCUGAAAAUAACAGAAGAAUUGACAAACUUUGAAUCAGUAUGUUUUAUCCCAAAAGAACCCAGAUUUUUGCAGAGUACUGCUGAAGCUGAAUAGUUUUACAGUUACAAAUUAAUGGUACCUAUGGAACUAAUGGACUGCAAAGUUUUUUUUUUCUUUUCAGAUCUCUUCUAACCUGUUUAAACUUUUAUAUUUAAGUUAUAUUUUCAUACUGGGAUAUUUAAGGAGUCUCUUUGUCAAAGAAAUUGUACUGUUGCUUAGUGUGUGUGGUUAAAAUGGUCAGAUGUGCAACAAAAAUGGUUUUCCAUUGUCUAUAUCACAUAAAGAAGGAUAGUGCAGGGACAAAGGGAAGUGGCAUCUGAUUGCUUUCUAGAAUGAGAUGGCCUUGCUCUGAAGAGAAUCUGAAGCAAAGAACAAAGAACAAUAAAGUGGCAGCAGUGAUCACUUUUGAAACAGGGGUGUUGUUCUGAGUGUAUGCUGAGCACUUUAGCAGAAAAGCAACAAAUACAGGGUUUUCUUCUGUAUAUCAACUAGCCACUUAAAACUAUUUUGAUAAUAAUGGUUUCUUCAGUAUUUGCAAAUCCUUUGAUCUCAGAGCAAAACUAUUCCAAAGCUUCAGCGAACAUUCCUUGUUUUCAAAAGCUAAUGUAGUACAGAUAAGAGCAUUUUGCUUCUUCUCAGUGCAGUUCAGCUGGCUGCUAGAGAGUCCAUGAAUUACUAUGGCUUAUUCUCCCUUUUUCUUUUCUUUUCUGUUUCUUUUUGUUAAGUCUCAUUUCAGAUGGCUAAGUCAGAGUCAAAGCAUAGUAUAAUGAACAUAAUCUGGUGAUUAAUGUUAAUGUCAUUAUGGCUACCCUAGGGUUACUGGGAAGUGUCUCUGUUGAUGAAAUACUUGUAGGCCUGUUGUUAAUUGGGAUGUCUGAUAGCCCAUUUUAUUAUUACUUGCAGUGAUGGCUAGUGCUGUUGGUUUGGCAGGGCAGAGGAAACAGUAGCCAAUGGUAGGAAGAGCCAGCUAAUUCUGGUUUUGCCCUGAUCCUCAUCUCUUGUGAUGAUGCUAAAACUAUUCAGCAGUGGACAGCAGUGCAAUUUCUUAAUAUUGACCUGAAAAGAUUAAUAAUCUUUUAUAAGACAAUAGGACAGUGAUGUAUCAAUGUACUUGGUUCUCUGAUGAUUUCUUCAAUCUAUUAUUUUUUCCAGCCAUUCCAUUGAGUGGAAAAGGAAAAGCUUAGGGACAGAGUGGUGCUGUCUAUAUAUAUAGAGAGAAGGAUAUCUUAAGAGUGGUCAUCUUGACAUGUUUCUUAGUUUUUAAUUAAUUAAAAACAAAUGGCUUUCCCUCUGCUGUGCUCUGCUCUGAAAUGGGCAACGACAAGUAGCAGACUGGCAUAUAGUUCUUUACCUCUCCUUUAAGUUACUAUAAGCCUGUUCCAGCAGAGGAGUAUCUUAUACUACAUUUUAGAAGGUCAUACUUAAAACUAUUUUUGGAAAUUUGCUGUACCUCUCGGAAUGAGAAAAGCAGUGUUAAGCACAAUGAACACAAAUUCUAGAUCAGGGGUGUCAAACCUGAUCGUAUCCAGGGCGAUGUUGUGAUGUACUGGGAUGUUUUUGCCUUUGCGGAGCCAUGGUGGGCGUGGCGUGUGGGGGGUAUAUUCGGCCCAUGGACCACCAGUUUGACAGACUUGUUCUAGAUCUAGGGACCUGAAAUUUGUAACUGUUGUCUUUUUAAGAAUGGUCCCAGAGAUUUCCUUCUAGGUUUUGUACUGACUCCUUUCCACUAGGUCAGUUUUAUUAUCAUAUUUAUUUUCUGUCCCAAAUACACAAAAAGCUCAAACCAAGGGCUUUAAAAAGUUAUCAGAAUUUCUUUCCUUCCUUAUUUAUUGCAUUUUUAAAAAAAAAAAUCAAACUAGUGCUGUGCCAAAGCCUGCCUUACAAUUUCUUAAAAUAUUUUUUUCUGUCAUAUUCUCAGGUUACUUGAGAAUUACUUCCCUUGAUGAUAUUUUUGUUGGAGGUGGGAAAAGCAAUUGCUGCUGCUUUCUGUGAUAUGUUUUUCUAUCAUUCAUAAGCUUCCCAGACUACUCAUCCUUUCCAAUCUGAAAAGCAAAUGUGAGGCCGAAAAGUGAAAAGAUUGUUAUAUAGUACAAGAUGAGAUGUUCAAAUACAACCCUUGGCCACCACAUCAAAAAAUAAAGAAGAACACUAUACCAGAAUCUCUUUAAAAUUGCUUUUUGGAAUAAUUUUUAAUAAUUAAUUGUAAUUUAAUAAUUUUUAAAUUCUUCUUCAGUUACCAAUAGAAAUAAAAUUGCAGGAUAUUUCUUUUCCAAAUGACUGACAUAAACACUGGCUGCCAGACUCUUUACAUAUCUAGUGUUCAUAUUGUAAGCAUGCAGACUUUCACUGAAAAACUUAAGUACUUCAUAUCUUCUUCCUUAACUUUAUUUGUUCAAAAGACAAAUCAACACUUUCUCCACUUGCACCCCUGAAUUCCAGAUGUAUUUCCCCUCAAUAACUGUAACAACAGGACCCUUCCAAGAAGAAAGAAACUGCUUUUGGUGCUCAUAGACAAAACUAUACUGUGCACAUUUCUAUGGUUAGUCUGGAUUAAAUUACACGUAUCCUGCCAUGGCACUAGCAAGCACUUCAAAACACUAUUUGCAACCAUUCUGGUGAACUGACUAGUUAAUAGGUUCUAUAUCCUUCCGUCUUUUCUCCCUGCCCUGCCUCUUCAAAUUUAUUGAAUUUUUAGAGAGGCUUCCUUUGUUUUUACCCUCUUCUGGGGCCCUUGUAAGUUGUUUCCUGAACUUUACAAAUCCAAUGCCAGAGACUUGCUGAGGAGCAAGAUGGUUAAUCCUUUGUAGGUUGUGGGGUGGCAAGGCCUGACUGGGGGCAGAUAACCAAGUUACAGAAGUGCCUCAUGAGCCUUCAGGGGCCAGCCCCCAUUGAUUUUUUUGGCUGUUUUCCAUGCUCAUUUCAAUCAAACAGCAAGAGAUGUAAGGAGAAAAAAAUCAAAUUAAUAAUAAAGAGAAAGAGAGAGAGAGAUUAUAUUUUGAGCCUUAAGCAUAUUCAUUGAUCUUUUCCAAGGCAUUUUGUAUAGUUUUUCUAUGAAUACUUGGUUUAGGAAAGGACAAGCUAAAGAGGAUCCUAGCUUUCAGAGAGAUUGGCUUAGGAUGGAAAAGUGGAUUCUUGCUGUUUUGAGUGGGGUCCUCCCCCCCUUUUUUUUUUUUGGACUGAUGGUAAUUCUAAGGUGAAGAGUGCCUACUACUCUUAGGGAAUGUUCUCAAGGUCCUGUCUUAGAGAAGGAGAGACCAGAAAGAGUUGUCUUAUUCUACAGUAUAUUUCCAGGACAUUCCUUUUUUGUGUUUAGAUGAAAAGAAAACCCAACUAUUUAUUUGAGUAUAACACUAAAAGAAGCUCCUAUAAAGUGAUAGGGCAGUGUCCAUGAUUAAUAUUGCUUCCAACAUGCUGUUUUUUUAAGUUUUUACCAUAUAAUUUUAAUACUAUGAAUCACUGUUUAUCAACCAUGACAUUUUAAAGCAGGUUUUGUUGUAUCAAUCCAUUAAGUAGAUAGUAGCAUGGUGAUUUAAUUGUAUGGCAGAAUAAAAAUUUGGAAAAAUUAUUUUUUUUAAAAGAGAUAAUGAAACAAACAAUGCCAAACACCUGUUAUUUUCUGUUUGCCUUAUGAAUUUUAAUAGUGUGUGUCUAAAUACAAAAACUUUCUUCAUUUUAUCCAGUGACGUCUAUUGUGUACAGACUACUUUUAACAGUUGGGAUAGGUGUGUUGCUGCUGAGGGAGGGAGGUUCUAAAACACCAAACCCAAAGCCUUAAAUGUGUUUAAAUAAUCCACCGUUAAACAGAGUUAAAAUUUACUGUUUUGUGUUGAAUGGCAUUGCCUAGCAGCCUGAUUUGAAGCUCAAAAGAAGAAAUAAUGUUCUUCUUAAGUAUGAGUCUGUCAAUGGUUUUUUGUAAAAUAGUGCUGAUCUUUUUCUAACGAGUCUGAGAUUCAGGUCUUUCUACACUUAGAAAUUUGUAAUAGAAUGUUGAAUAUGCUGGAGCAAAAUGGUAGCCUUCCCAUUUCCAAAUGACUAAGAAACAAAAAUAAAAUGAUCAAGAUUAGCAUCCUUCAUGAAAUCAAGACUUCUGAUAUCUAACAGAAUUGUUUUAGAAAUCCUGUAACCAUUAAUGCAGCCUUCAUUUUUUCACUUCAGUGUUUUAAUGUCUCCCCAACUACUCUUAAGUAAAAAGUAAAAUGUCCUGUACAAAUGUUGCUGGUGAAACGUGUGCUAAGUUUCUCUUCAGGGAAAAGACCUCAAACUCGUUGAAUUGUGAACCAAACUAAAACAAUGCAAAAUGUCCCAGAGCCAUUCUUUCACAAGCAGGUGCUUAGGUUUCCCAUUAAGCCUUGCUGGAAAAGAAGGGGGCAGGGCCAGAAUGUGCAGCCUUACAUUUUCUUCUUCACAAGUUGGGUCUUUGUGCUUUUUGUGCAUAGCAAAUUACAGAUUUUAGCUUCCAUAUGACAAGGGCGAUAAUGGCGAGCACACCGUGCAUUAAAACUGUUGAUGUUCAGUAAAUGAUGGGGAAAUUGUGGUUUUAGAUAUAGAAACUCUUGAAUCUUUUUUCUUUUCUUUUUUUAGUUAAAGGGGCAUUCCAAAUUGAUGUGUCCAUAAAAGGGAAAACUUGAGAGAAUGAAACUUGGAAGCCAGGAGAUGUUCCGCACUGGAAGAAGGGGUCAGAACAGUGAUUUUACCAGUUCUACCCUACUCCACGGCUGCCUCCAUUGUUGUCCCAUGAAACAACUUAUUUGAAAGCACAAGGCAGAAGGAGGGAGAAUAAGAACUGGAUCCAGCCAGUGCUAAUUAAUACACAAUGUUUUGGGGGGAUUCAAAAUGAAAAUGAAUGUCAGUCCUACAGCAUUAAAAAGGAAACCAUAAGGCCCACCAGAUCAUAAUUUUACUGUUGGUAUUUUAUGAAAAUGAAAAGCAUCUGUGUUGUACCUAAAUAAUGGUUUACAAUAAAAUCUGAUUUCAUACAAA